AUGGGAGUGAUGGUUGAUGGUCGGCAGCUACACCAUUUGCGCUUUACUGAUGACAUCGUACUGAUAACACCUAGCAGCAGCCAAGCGGGAAUGCUGACCGAAUUCGACGAAACAUGUAGAUGCAUCGGUCUUAAGCUGACCCGAUGGUCAGAUUUCUUCACGAACUCCUUCAAAGAAAAUUAUGAUGCUCUUCGUGUUCCACGCGACAAGAGGAACCACUGGAUGACUUUGGCACCCGAUCGGAACAAAUGGAAGAAUAACUAG
Necator americanus (New World hookworm) is the source of this 264-nucleotide messenger RNA. RefSeq lists its product as uncharacterized. NCBI's taxonomy places the organism in Eukaryota, Metazoa, Nematoda, Chromadorea, Rhabditida, Ancylostomatidae. The transcript has a single exon. The record is from RefSeq and is a predicted model, not a curated record. Bases 1 to 264 code for a protein of 87 amino acids.